This is a messenger RNA of Emiliania huxleyi CCMP1516, 546 nucleotides long. RefSeq lists its product as hypothetical. NCBI's taxonomy places the organism in Eukaryota, Haptophyta, Isochrysidales, Noelaerhabdaceae. The transcript is spliced from 2 exons. Bases 1 to 546 code for a protein of 181 amino acids. The record is from RefSeq and is a predicted model, not a curated record.
AUGCACAAAAUCUACCGAGGGCUCACGGUUGGUGGCGCGGAGGAAGCGUUUGACGCCGCAUAUCGCAACACUGACUACAUCGUCUACAAGCUGGAUGACGCGCUGCGCAUCAAUGAGCACUCGCAAACAUUUGACGAACUGCUCCGCAAGCAUGGCGCCAAAUUGUGCAUCUUCCUCACCGCUUGGAAUCCAAAAUCGCAAGAGUUCAGCCGCGCCGAGAACGACAAGCGCAAUGAGGAGCUCGUUGCGCGCGUCAAGCACCUGGGAGGCUUCCUGACGCUUGCAGGUGAGGGCAAGGCGCGCACCGGCGACUGGCCGCCUGAGCACUCGGAGGCGGCGAACCAGCUGAGCAACAAACUUUCGCACGCUCAGCACCUGGACGAGGUCACAUGGACCACCAAGAACUGGCACGGGCUGCAGAUGCAGCGCUUGUCUGUCGUCCUCCACACCGCCGUGGCGUGGCAGACGGUGAACGAGCUAGCGUGCGGGGAGAGCGGCAUUGUGCAUGGUGCGGAGUGCAUUGCCGUUCUUAACGGAGUCGCUUAG